AUGUCACAAGCUUUUGCAAGCUUCCUUCCCGAUCUUGUUGACUUCGAGCCGUGGUACGACAACUUCCGUUGGCAAACCGCGAGUAAAGUUAGUCCCUCCGACGUUACGGCGAAAUCAUCGAGUCGCAACGCGGAUAUGUCAGCGUCCACGGAGCUUUCCGUUGCAGCGAAGGCGAUGUGCGACUCGAGGAAAGAGGAAAAAGCUACAGUUGGGAAGAAACGUUCCAUGGACGAAAACGUCAGCCAUAGCCACAAGAAGUCGAGAGGAUCUGAAUUAGACAAUGCUGCGGUCAUCCAGCAUAUGCUCAACAACGCGCUUAUCGCCGCGAAAAAUCCGGUUUCAGCAAGGCAAACUGUCCUGCCGUCAUGUGUCGCUCCAAACAGCAUAAACACAUUCCCGCGCUUCAAAUUGGAAGUCACAUCCUCGCGGUGUAACGAAGUGGCUGCUCAGCGGACGGUCUUAGCGGAUUGUUGCGACACAGCUGCUCCUAUGCCGCCGCACUCGGAUCAACAUCAUGCUACGCCUAACCGUGGAUCGCAAGGGAGUGGAAAUAGUUCCGGAAAUAUUCAACCGAGGAGUAUGCGCGAGAAGAAUCGCCGCCAUCGCAUCUUGGCUGGGUUCAGCAAGCUCGAAAACGUUAUUCCUUCUACUGAGGAGGAGCCAGUUCAUGCAGUAAUUCUUGUUCACGGCAUCGUGUCCACAGUACGUGACUGGGAUUACCUUCGCGGAGAGCUGAAGAAAAGACUGGGCAAGCGAUUUCUCAUCUAUGCAAGCUCAUCUAACGAGUUUUUGCUCACCUUCCAAGGCGUCAUUACGGCUGGGGAACGAUUAGCCAAUGAGGUCAGGACCCUCGUGAAAAAGAAUCCCAGUCUACAAAGAAUAACAUUCGUGGCUCAUUCACUAGGUGGCUUGUUUGUUCGAUACGCGAUUGCUUUGCUGCACGAGCCGCUAAACAGCGAGAGGGUUAGCGUUGGUGGCUCUGAACAGCGACCUGGGUCAAUUGCUGGUUUGGAACCAGUCUGCUUUAUCACAUUGGCUACACCACACUUGGGAGUGUCGGGAAAGGGUCAGCUUCCGUUUCUUCUUGGUUUGAAUGUUCUGGAGAAACUCGCCCCUUCUGUAGCUCCAUUCAUCACUGGGGAAACCGGGCGCCAACUUUUUCUUGCUGAUGGUUCAUUGAAAGAGAAGAAACUCCCUGUUCUUGUUGAAAUGGCCGCUGAUACCCAAGGCAAACCAUUUCUGUCAGCGCUUCGAGCAUUUAGGUUGAGGCUGCUUUACGCAAACGCUGGCUACGACCGCAUGGUCGGCUGGCAGACCUCUUCCAUCCGCAGAGCAGCUGAGCUUCCCGUGAUUCCGAAGACAGCAAUCAGUCCGCUUUAUCGCCACAUUGUGCUCGUCCAAAAUUUUCCUGCUGUUGAGGGGUCUAACUUGCCUGAUCCGCAUGCUUUUACCACUGACCCAUCGAAUGACUUCGAGCUUUAUCACGAGUAUAUGAUUGCCGGGUUGCAACAAGUUUCAUGGAGGAAAGUGGACGUGAACUUCGAGGAGGCGUUCUGGCCAUUCUUCGCCCACAACUACAUCCAUGUGAAAAUGGAGUGGUUGCACUUUGAAGGUGCUGGGGUUAUUAGACAUGUAGCUGACACAAUUCUAGAGCAGCAUUCUGACGCCUUUCUAAGCAAACUACCCAGUUUCCUGUCAGGAGCAGGAUAA
Messenger RNA from Closterium sp. Yama58-4, 1710 nucleotides. The record is from the annotation of a GenBank genome assembly. Lineage: Eukaryota; Viridiplantae; Streptophyta; Zygnematophyceae; Desmidiales; Closteriaceae.